CAACAGGAAAUUCAACAGGUGGUAAAUCACGAUCAAGUACAGAACUUUGUAAACAUCGGGUGGUGCAGAAAUAUGGCGAUGAGAACCGAGAGGGGCCAUGUAAUCACCUGAAAGUCUCUUCAUUGGAAUCGACGACACCACCUUCAGUAGAAAGAAGCCCGCCUUUGGAGCAAUUCAAGCCAAGAAACUACUUUUUGCAAGACAGAAACAUUAGCACCCAAGAUGUUUCAUCUUGUCAAAACAUACCAUCAAAAACUCCCAGUGAAAAUGUAGAAUGGGAUAAUGGUAGUUUAGGGGAAUGGCAUAAACAACAGGAUUGCCAUGGAAACCAAGGAUGUAAAAACGUGUGCCACCGCAGUCUAGUUUAUAAAUGGUCGGAAUGCUUCCCACCAACUCCCAAAAGAUGUAUCAAAACUGAGAAGCAGACGUCAAGCGGAGACUGUCACCAGAAAGAGGCUCGUCAGAGACUUGAUCAAGACUGCAAAUCAGAAGGAGCAGAAACAGAUCUAUCUGAAUUUUGGGAUAAUAAGUAUGAUUUUUUGCUCAAAGACAGCCCCCAGAAAGUGAAGGGAAUUUUUUUGGCAGAAUGCAAUAAUAAAUUUGAAGAUAAGUCAAAUGUUCUCCUUGCAACAGGCGAAAGCCAAAUAUCACUUCAAAGUUCUUGUGCGAGCAUUGGCAGAAAUAAGCAAGGGAGUUUGAAGGACAUUUUUUGCAGAGGAAAACAAUUUAUCAAGACUAAAGUUUCAAAUUACAAGAACAAACUGUUGAAUAAAGAACUGCUUUCAUCUGGAGUGGAGAGCAGGGCUGCAACUCAAGAGACACCUGAUACUGCUGUAGAGGAGAGAAAGUGUCUGAUGUCUUCUAAAGAAAAUCAAUGCAAUGAAAUUAUCUGUGAUAAACCUCAAGUCAAUGGCUUCACUUCCACUGCUGAAGAAAUUAGGGGACACUUGGAAGAGCAGGUGAAAGGUCGAGAGGUCAUGGGGUCAGGGGACAACCAAUCUGCUGAGAGGCGAUCUAGGGACUUGAUUCUGGAUGAGAAAGUUUGCUCAGUGGCCCAUAUUUCUCAGGAGGAAAAUGGACCAAAAUCGGGGGUUGAGGAGGAUGUCCUCAGAGAGGAGCAGGAGGAGGAGGAGGAGAUUCCUCUGGGAUCUGAGGCCUUAUCCCUGAAAGAAGCGAGAUCUACUCCUUGUAAGCAGCCUGUGGACAAACGACUAGGAUGGCUGCUGAGUGACUCGGCCAACACCAGUCUGGGCUCCGACUUCUCACACAACAGUGAUAUCAGUCUGGAUAUGCUGCUAAAUGAACGAACUAGAGAUCCAGAGGAAAUUCUAACUAACCUAGGCUUCGUGGGAUCUGAAGAGGCAGAGACUGAUGAUCUACAGCGAUUGCCGGGAAGAUUUCUACAGCAGCCGUCCAAAGCUGAAGGAAUUGAUGCCACCUCAUUAGACAUUAACCGCUUACUUAAUUUAUCCGAACAUGAGGAGAUGCUAGAACAAAUCAACACGUCCAAAAUGAAUGCCGACUUCGGGGGACAAGGGCAUCCCCAGCUCGGUAAUGUGCUUGCUUCUGUUAUGAAUGGCAUGAAAUUUUUGAAUGCAAUUAACCAAAGUCACAAUCCAUCCCGAAACUCCAGCUUUGAUUCAAGACAGAGUGAUGACAGUGUGCUGCAAAACCCCAGAAAUCGCGAAUUUCUGGAAAAUCAAGGAUUUUACAAACGCUACAGUCCAAAACCUCCCAAAUCUGAAAAGGUCCCUUCACCAAUAUCACAAAACAGAAUAUCUAGGUCACAAUCUCUUGAUGCAUCAGAGAGGCGGAAAAAGUUCCACCAGAUGCGAUCAAGAAAUUUCUCUACGCAAAUUGCGGAAUCGGACGAGAGCAGUUUAUCCCACGAAAAACCCCAUGGCAGGGAGAGUAGGGACAGUCGGGAUAGUUCAUUGUUUAGAAGUGUUACUAGUGCUGAAUAUUCAGACUCCUUCGAGAGCGUUGAGGGCAGGGAAGAUUCCAUGGAGAAGAGGAAUGAGAUGGGAAUUCUAGGUGUUCACAAUGAUGACUGGGAUAUGGCGAGACCAACCGUUUCUUUGGGGGACAUUUCUGGGAGCCUUAUUCCCCAAAAAUUGGAAGCUGAAAGACAAAUGUCCGUGAAGGAUGAAAUGAUAGAGGCUGAAGUGAAAAACACUGAAUCUGCACCCUCAGGGUUUAGAUCUGCAGCCUAUUCAUCGGGUUUACAGAAACUUCAGGCCAUGCGAAAGAGUUUGGUGCAGAAGUCCAUGGCAUCGAUUGACCUUGACGAUGAAUAUGAAGUGACCUCACCUCCUCUAUCGAAACAGUCUAGUCUGGAAAGCACCCUUACUGCCAGAGAAUUCCGAGCCAAAACAUCCUCAUCCUGUACACUUAAACAUGAGAGCCUGGAUACUGAGGAUCAGACAGAUUCUGUGUUUACUGUAGAAGAUACAGGGAAACCCCUAGAGGUCAAGUCUCAGGGUCACAAAGGUCAUGUGUCAUUUAGUGACAUGAAAGUACCAGAACUGAUGCUAAAUGCGGGUUCACUGCCUGUCACCGACAAGGACACACUAGGUGGUAUGGGACGUAUGGAGAGUAUUCAGUCAGACAGCAGUGGUUUUGCAGAAGGGGACACGACAACAGACCACCAGUACAGAGAUGCAGAGGAAAGGGUUUCCAGUUUAGGUAGUAGUGCUGAGAGUGACCAGACAUCAAGGAGUAACGUAACAGUCAUAGCCAACCACAAUCAACCAUCACAACAAAGGAAGCCCUCUCUGGGAAAAGACAAGGUCAAGUCCAAAGUGGAGAAAGUGGAUAUAGCUGUAGGAACAGAGGACAUCCACCAAUCAGUGGAUUCUGGCAUAGAGCCAUGCGCUCCAUCAAUUACAUAUCAUGUCCAUAAGGGGGAGGAGGGAGUGUCGUCUGCUGAGCAGGGGGGAGAGGAGAGGUCAGUUGUGUUGACCAUUGAGCUACCCAAAGACUGGCUGAACAACCAGGGAGGCUCUACGUCAAGUGUUGUGUCACAUCUAUACAAGAACAUUGGAAUCUCUAGUCAUGAAGUGUCGUCUGCUAGCAAGUCUGCCUCCCAUGUGGACAUCCAGUCAGCAAGCUCUGUUAAAUCACUGACUCAUCCAGAGAAAACUAGGACUGAUCCCAGGAGGACUGAUCCCAUUCAAUCCCACCUUAAUCCCAAGUGGGCGUCCACUCCCAGUAUAGUGUCUACCCAUAAACAGACAAACAAGUUAAGUGAUUCUUCCAGGUAUUCCAAAAAGAGGCUAUUCAACAGGGCCCCUCUCAGGGAGAAUGGCUUCAAUGGAAGUUUUGGAGAACCCUCUAUGGAUAAAACUGAUAGUGAAAUGAGCAGUUCGUUUGAUAAGGAAAGCGAGUGUUCAUUUGUGUCUAACACGGACAGUUAUUCCAGUUUGAGGGAUGAAAAUGUGGAAUAUGUUAAACUUGUGAGGCUCAUGAACAAACCUUUAUCGUCGAAGACUACAGGAUACACCCCCAGCAAAUACAGACCUAACCUGAAAGCCUUACCUCAUAUGGACAAGCAUCAGUAUUUAGAGGAGGAGUCCCGAUUAUUACAGCAUGCUCUACAAAAGUACAAACGAGAACUUCAGGCCAUGGAGACAACGUUUCAAGUCAAUAAUCAGUUGGCUGGUAAAGAAUUAACAGAGGAGGAGAGAGAGGAGAUUGAGGAGUUACAGUCCAUAUGGAAAGAAGUCCGUCGUGAGAUCACAGAGACAGAACAGCUGAUAGCCAAUCGACUGGGCGGGUUAGUGAUGGGUAACGACAAUUAUAACCCACUACUGGCGCUGGACGUCAUACACAAGAUGAUAGAACUUAUCAAGGAACAGCUGUUUCAGCAUCAGAUGAGUCAGAACAAAGAAGGAGAGCUGGCUGCCAUGGAAACGACCCCCGGUAACUGGGCAUCGGAGGGGUCAAUGUCAGGAGGCCCCUCUCUUUAUGGCGACGAGUCUAUACAGGAAAGCCUCUCAGAUCUGAAAGAAUCCAUCUUACAGGAAGUACGGCAAGAAUUACAAGACAGUACCCUUUGGCUCCAACGAGAAAUCCGGAACAAAGAGAGAGAACUGAACAAACUGAGAAUGGAGGUCAUGUCACAAAGUAUAAAGAAAGGAAGGACCAGACAAAAACAUUAUUAUGAAACAGAUGUCUGAUAAAGUGAAAGUAGAGAUAGUCACUGUGAAACUGACGUGACAAUUCUUAUAGGAAAAGUGAAAGUACAGAUAGGCAUUUUUAAAAUGGCAUGUGUGAUAAUUACACAGGAAAAAUUGAAACUAGUAGCAGGCACAAAACAAGUGAUUAUGCAGCGGUUGUAACAUUUUGUGACUGUUUUCAAGUAAUGAGAAUUUGUGUAAUAAG
Messenger RNA from Saccostrea cuccullata (small rock oyster), 4383 nucleotides. RefSeq names its product protein ITPRID2-like. NCBI's taxonomy places the organism in Eukaryota, Metazoa, Mollusca, Bivalvia, Ostreida, Ostreidae. Bases 855 to 4178 code for a protein of 1107 amino acids. The transcript is spliced from 18 exons. Gene Ontology annotation, molecular function: signaling receptor binding. The record is from RefSeq and is a predicted model, not a curated record.